AUGACAUUUUUGUGGGGGUCGGGACUUAGUUGCUCUUAUACUCCUAUCUGGUUGAUCAACACAAUAACUAAGCUCAUGGAAAGCUACUACGUCCUUACCGAUGGGUACAAGCUGUUUAAAAUCGCAAUUAUAACAUUUAAUGCUCGAUUGCAUAUUCACUAGCUUUACGAACAAUGCAUUGCUAUGUACCUAUUUCAAACCAGGUUGCACUCAAGUCAACCUGCGUAGCAAGCGCAAAGGGGAAGGAGAGAAAAAAGCGAGUGGGAAGCUAGGGGAAUUGGAAGGAGGGAAGAAUGUGCGAGCUUUUCCUCAGCGCUCGCUUUUAGAGCCCGUCCUUUCCCCUCUCACUCCCUACACAGGAUAUACGCAGGUAAAUCCAUUUUCCUCAGCCCACAGUGCAUUAUGCAAGCCUGUGUUCCCGUUUAAAUACAGCAAGAUUAUCGCUCCGGAGGUCGAAUAAUGGUGAUAUGGGUGUUCGAAAAAGCCUGAUACUUAGACAUUAAAACCAUGGAGAGGCUGGAUAUGUUGAGUAAAAACUAGCUUGCAAGCACUACAGCUAGCAGGUUACCAGUCCUGCACUUAGAAACUGCCUUCCAAAACAUAUUUUAAAAAACGAUUGAGUGGGAAUAUAUUUGUACUAUUUUUGUAUACAUAAUUAUUACUAUAAUUUUUAUGUUGUUAACCUAGCAGAUAUAAUUCCACCAUUCGUCGGCGACAGGAUUCGUUAGCACCUUAUAACACCAAAAAGCGAGAACCACCAGUAGCAGUAGACACAGGGUUGAUGGCUCAUGCAAACACUAGAAAACGGGAACUGGUAGAUAAAUUGUACAACUUGGGUAUGUCAAUUUCGUACGACUGGGUGCCCGAAAUCCCCACAAACAUAGGGAACGCUGUAUGUCAGCAAUUUCAUCAAGAGGAGGUUUUGUGUCCCUCAAAUCUACGAAAAGACUAUUUACAACUAGCGCAUAUGAUAAUAUUGAUCAUAACCCGAGUGCUACAACUGCCAAGGGAUCAUUCCAUGGUACGGGAAUAUCCCUAUUCCAACACCCAACAGAAAACAACCCGGCAGAGACAAGAAGAGUUACCCGUAUUUGCAGCGAUGCUAUCGCAAAAACAUCCAUUUCACCAGUCACCGAAGAAUAUGCCUCUGUAAGGCCAUUCGUUCUUCCCAAGGAGAAGCCUGAUGUACCAGAGGCUAACGUGACUUUUAACGAUGAAAUGAAGGCCUUGCCUGUCGCUCUUGAUACUAACCAAACCUGGCUCAAGCACGUGUCAGAUGUGGUGGAACAAAGCGGAGACGAUGAAAGUCAGGCGAUGGACGUAUCUUUGUCUGUAUACCACGCCAGUAGCAAUCAUCACACCUUCAAACAGAUACUACGUCGUUGCUCCCCCUUUUCAGAGAAGAUUCCAACUCACCGGCUAUGGUGA
Molecule: messenger RNA, 1428 nt
Organism: Porites lobata
Lineage: Eukaryota; Metazoa; Cnidaria; Anthozoa; Scleractinia; Poritidae
Source: the annotation of a GenBank genome assembly